AUGGCAAUGCUGUUCCUGGUCUAUUUGACCAUGCUUGUGGCGGCAGGCCAGUGCGAUGCUGAGGCCAGUAUGGCAAGUUCUGCUUGCCACAACGACGGUAGUGUGGCCUUGCUUCAAUCUUCGGCCAAAGAGGUUCGACUUUCGUCAUUGCCAAGGCCAUCGGCACGAUACAGCCAUCAACAACUCAAGUGGGAGUGGGGGAAGUCAGGUGGCUUUGUGAAGUGGAAUCGGCAUAGUAUCGCUUUAGCGUUCGAUGCGAGCUUGUACAAGGCGUUCAACAGGGAUCUUGCUCCUACGUCCGGGCCUCUGAUAUUGCGAGUGGUACUUGGUAUUUUCGUGAUUUGGGCCCUCUCAAACAUCCUGGUGAUCCUCAUGCUGAUCCUCCUCGUCCCAACGGCAGCUGUAGUGCAAGCAGCUUGGUCGAUUAUGCCAAAGGGGAAGAGCAAGCAAUCGAAGAACGCAUCAAAGGAGCGGAUUGUGGCGGGUGCGGAUACGAAUUCUCCGGCACUCUGGCCACCAAGUCAGAGAAGCUCAGCGCCAUGGACAGUAACUUGCAUCUGCGUCUUGGACCUGCUCUUGAACUUGGUGCUUGUUCUGCUCUUUGCAAGUGAAAAGUUGCAGGCCCAGCAAAUCAUCUCGUUCUUGAUGCUGGAAACACUGGCUAGCUCCAUUGUCUUCUUAUUCUUCGCUAGCUGGGAUGAUCAGAGGCAUAUCAUCACGGUCUGGCAAGUUUUGCAGACUAUUCGCUUCUUCCUCGUCCGACGCACCAUCUAUGCCAACUUUGGUACCUAUGUUGCAAGCCUGCUCUUGCUUUUGGCGGUCUCAUCGGCUGGAAUCAAGGCAGAGCUUUCGGUCGAGUAUGAUGUGCGCUUGCCACCUUUUGAGCCCAAGAAGAUGGACAUCGAUCGACCAGCUUAUGGCUGGCUGGGCCCUUAUGCUCAGUGGGUGCAGUCCAACUACAUCCGCAGGCUCAUCACGGGAGUUUUCUUCACCGCCGAUGCGAUGAAGUAUGUCUUGUUCGUGUAUUUUUUCACUUAUGGGCCCGAGAACGACACGGCGCAGGUCAGUGAUGACACUUUCAAUAUGCUUGCAGCGUUUGCAAUUCUUCUUCAAUGCGCACUGCAAUUCACUCCUACGCUGGCACAUGUUCUUGCUGCUGUCAUCCAGAUGAAGACGUAUUGCGAACAAGAGCCACUCUUGAGAGCUUACAGGACGGGUCCUUGUGAAGUGUCCGCCUUGGCGAACGACCACAACCAGAAUUCCGAUCUCCAACAGCGACUUCAGAACCAUAAAUGCCGUUCCAUCACGGUCGUGGUUCCCGCAUACAUGCCCAAUGAGGAGGAUAUUUUGUUGGAUUGCUUGGAAGUCUACCGACAAGAAGCCACCAAGUAUCCAGGUACUAUGAGGGUAAUCCUUGUAUGGAACUCGCCUCAGGAGCAUACUUUCAUGGAGCAGAAGCUGAAAGAACUCGAGAAAGAGUGGCCUUCCUUUGAGGCACACCGCAACACCUUGUCAACGUCAAAAUGCGACAACUUGAACAUGGCUGUAGACUUGCUCGGAACCGAUUUUGCCCUCUUCAAUGAUGCAGAUACCAUGGUAUCUGCCGAAAGCAUGUGUCGGGCGUCACUGCGAUUGUUCGAAGAGGACCAAGACACUGUGCAAGCGCGCCUGGUGCAUUGUUGGGAAGACUUUGCCGGCAUCACAGACAAUGGCUUCUUCCUCCUUGGGGCCAUCACCACCUGCAAUGAUGCCGUCCGUCGUGAACUCAAUGAAGUCAUCUACGGGGCAAUGCAGAUGCCCUUCUGCAACGGCCGAGGGUCAUUCUGGCGAACAGAUGCCAUCAAAAAGGUCGGAUUCGAUCAUCGCACCGUUGGGGAAGAUCAUGAUGCCAUGUUCCGUGCUUGGGCCUACUAUGGCAUAAAGGGUGGUAUUGACGACAACAUCCUUUGUCAGGAGCGCGAGCCACCAGACUAUCAAAGCAUGGUAAAUCAGCGUUCUCGCUGGUACAGCGGACAAGUCCAAAAAAUACGAUGUAUGACAUGGAUGGCCCGCUCCACACACAUCUCCGCAUUCUUCAAAAUUGUCGUCCUCUACUUGGACUGGAUUGACAAACCGUUUCAGGGUUGGGCAUAUCUCGUGUUCUAUUGGACGCUCACCUACACAUUGAAAUCACGGGCGUGCGCUUUCAACCCACUAAUGGUUGUCACCAUCAUGGGCACCACCGUCACCAUCCCAAUCAUCGUUGUGAUGCUCUUUGCUGUGCCAAUGGCGGUCCAGAAAGCUGCGGCCGUUCUUGAGACACACUAUCGUCCUCGUUGGCUUGCCUGGAUCCUGGUCACUUUCAUCUCACCAUGGACUUACGGCGUAGUGAGAGAAACAAUUUGCCGGUGCCACAUGCUGCAUGAUUUCCUGUGGAGUGGGGAAGUGGAGUUCAUGUGCACUUUGAGGGACAAGACGCCCUCCCGUUCCCCGUCAGUCAUGUCGCCAGCCUCGCGUUUGUCGCCCGGCGCCUACGACUUCGGCUUUGCAGCUGAUGCUGACGGAAUCGGGAUGGAUCGAGGAUGCGAGGAUGCACAAGAGGAUGCACAAGUGGCUGAUGCCAGCUAG
Symbiodinium natans is the source of this 2607-nucleotide messenger RNA. NCBI's taxonomy places the organism in Eukaryota, Dinophyceae, Suessiales, Symbiodiniaceae. The record is from the annotation of a GenBank genome assembly.